Molecule: messenger RNA, 1748 nt
Organism: Eurytemora carolleeae
Lineage: Eukaryota; Metazoa; Arthropoda; Copepoda; Calanoida; Temoridae
Gene: BHD
Product: folliculin
Exons: 6
Coding region: 194-1588 (464 amino acids)
Biological process (GO): positive regulation of TORC1 signaling; positive regulation of GTPase activity; negative regulation of transcription by RNA polymerase II
Cellular component (GO): cytosol
Molecular function (GO): GTPase activator activity
Source: RefSeq, a predicted model, not a curated record
GAUAAUUAUAAUUUAUAAUAAUUUUUUAAGGUUUAUAUGAUGCCGGGUUCUAUGCUAGUGCCCGUCCUUCGCAGGGGGACUGGGCUCAUUCAUCAUAUCAGAUGGGUGGGACAGAGAAAUUUAGAGAAAUGGGCGUGUCUAUACUCCAGCCUGAGCGGUUGGAUGCCCGAGUUUAACUAUUUAAAGUUUUAUCAUGGCCAGUUUUCUUGGUCUUUGUCACUUUUGUGAAUAUCAUGGACCAACAGUUGUUAUGCUGACACAGUCGCUGAGACAAGACAGGACGGAGGGAAUCUGUGCCGGCGACAGCUGUCCGCUGUUUACAUGUGAUGAAGAUGUUCUGGAACCUAUAGAAUUGACAGAUGAAUCUCUGUACGGAAGGAGAAUGAUACUGAGAGGAUUAAGAGAAGGAUCUGGACAGAGUGGGUGUAGUGGAUGCUGGUCCCUAGGUCCAGCAAGAGGAGCAAUAUUCUCAUCAGAUACCAGUUCAUCUACUUCAUACAUUAGUUCACAGAAUGGACUAGGUCCUGUAUCUAAACAAGCACGUGAUGCUGCAGUGAAAUCUAUAAGCUGUGAGGUUUUGCCAAACAAAACUGGUUCCAUGAUGUUUACAAACAACCAGGCGACGACGAUAAUGUCGGAGACAUUCUUCCUUAAGGACUCCACUGCGCGGGGGCUACAGCGCUACUUCAGUAUUAUACUUGGGAACAAGGAGAAGGGGUUCAUACUUAGAUCUUUCACAGAGAUUCAACAGAAACUUCGAGAAUUGAUACAAAUUUUGUGUGAGAAAUGUGAUUCUAACUUUAUUGUUGAAACCAAAGGAUCAAAUAGUAAAGAGUUUUGUGAGAAACGAUUUCGUAAAAGACACGAGAAUAAUGAACCCGCCAGGAACCUGUCGGAGCUGGUCUCCGAUCCUUCCUUAUUUCUCUUCAUCCAUAGACAUUUCUCUCGUCUGCUCAACCUCCUGGAGACAGGAACUACGGAGAAGGCAGUUGUCGGCCAACCUGUGAAAGUUAGUCCUGUUCUAGAGGAGACAAGGAUAUUAUCCUUCCUAAACAUUAUCAAUGGUUUGGAACCUAGUGCGGGACGGUUACUUAUCUUCUCUCUCCUAGCUGGAAGAACACUUGAGAUACGUAGCUCAACCAGAGAAGUUGGAAGAAGGAUUGCUGAUGCUUUGUCUCUAAUCCUGCCGAAUAACAAGACCAGGGACGUUACUUACUUCGCCAAUGUUGUUUUAACUCGUACUGAAGGAAACGGUUUCAAUCAGACGCUUGAAGUGAAUAAUCAAGGAUGUUUUUCCUUCACCAGUAUCCGGUGUAAGUGUGAAGAAAAUGUAGGCAAUUGUUCUGAAUGUUCGACCGUGAGCAAUAGCACUGCUGUUCAACGUAUGAUUAAUGUUGCUAAAUGUUGUGAAUUAAACAGUUGCACAGUGCAUACGAGCAUACUCGCUGCAGUUGAGGGUAUACUAGCUCACGCUAAGGUUUGGAAAAGGAUCGGAUCGGGGGCUGACAAGAGAACGUUUCUUCGACGUCUAGGGUUCGGAUUUUCUGAUGCAGAAAUAUUGAAUUUUUUUCAGAUCUUCAUUAGUUAGUCUUCCGCUUUAUACUAUAUAUAUAUUUAUUUUUGUAUAAUAAUAUCAACGCUUUCUACUCUGGUGCUCAGUAAUAAGAAAUAAUCAUGCAUAAAACAUGGAAUAUAUAUUUGUGAUUUAAUUUUUGCAAUGAACCAAUAUAUGAAUAAUUGUAUUGUUA